Ruditapes philippinarum (Manila clam) is the source of this 8582-nucleotide messenger RNA. RefSeq names its product neuroligin-4, X-linked-like. Gene Ontology annotation, molecular function: signaling receptor activity; neurexin family protein binding. Gene Ontology annotation, biological process: chemical synaptic transmission; postsynaptic membrane assembly; presynaptic membrane assembly. Gene Ontology annotation, cellular component: synapse; cell surface. The transcript has 6 exons. NCBI's taxonomy places the organism in Eukaryota, Metazoa, Mollusca, Bivalvia, Venerida, Veneridae. The coding region runs from base 1608 to 4394 and encodes 928 amino acids. The record is from RefSeq and is a predicted model, not a curated record.
AACAUUCGGGAAAUUCCGCACUUCAAACGUAACAGUUGUAGACUCUGUAGGAAAUUGCUAUUUUUUCUCUCUAAAAAUCUAUUUUAGUGCCACGGGAUUAUUGUUACUAAAAUGACAUUAUAAUUAUCUUUUAAUUAGAUAUAAAACAUUGGAUAGUGCAUAUAUGACAGAUUGAGAUUCUUACAUAAUGACACGGAAUUGUGGGAGUUACUAUUGACGGAUUUACUUCUAAGAAUUAGCUAUUAAAUGACAAUACUAUUAAUUGCUUCUUACACAGAAGUUUGUUCUAAUUAAUUAAGUUAUACCCAGUGACAGGCAGAGAGUACGGAAUUAAUAAUUUACACAAAAGGCGUACUAAGCAUGUCAAAUAAAAGAAACAAUUCGCUAAGAAUUUGUUAAACUCUUCAAACAUCAAUCAAUAACAAUAGUGGUGUGUAGCACAAUUCAUAUACUCUAAAUUAGUUGCACUAACUGCUCAGUAGGGUAUAAUUUGCGCUACCACUGCUUAAGCAAUUAUUUGACUGACUGUAUUUUUUAUGCAGCAGUUUGAAAAACGGAUAGGAAUAGCAUAUGGACUGUGAAUCAAAAAGAGAUUGCAUUCAAACAUAUUGUGUAGGAUAUCAUUAUUGGCAAUGUGAAAGUGUCUCUAAAAUUGUUAAGUAUACUUACAUAUACAUUUAUUUUCGCCAUACGAGUUAAGGGAAGUAAACAAAAUAAAAAUAGUAAAGUUGUUAUUGGUAAUCCUUCAAUCGGAUUUGCAGAGGGUUUAGUGACCAGAAUGUUUUGAGUUAUGUGAAGGAAACGAACGUGAAAUAUGAUAAGACAAGAAUUGAUGUAAUAACAUUAGCAUGGGUAAGGGAAGUACACAAGCUUUUAUACUGUUCACGAUAGAGUGAUAAGAUAUAUAGAGAGAUUGCUAUUUUCACUUCCCAGGAAUGAAGAUUUUCUAUUUAGAUCGCUAGGUAAUGAGCCAUUAUUGCGUGACAAAUUAAGGCUCAUUUCCUUACGAAUAUUUAUUAAUAAGAAAACGCGAGCAGUAGAAAAUAGUUUAUUAUAUUUAUAAUAAAGGAUACAACCUUCUUUAAUGCACUAUCAGUGGACAUGAGUGGGUGGAUGUUUUAAAUAAAUCGCUUGCUCGGGAGAUCUUGUCUUAAUCAGUUAUUUCACGUGUCGUCAUGUUGAAAGUGUGUUUAUCUUUAAAUUUCAAAUUUGUAACACAUAAAUAGGACAUUAUGACAUAUAUGGAUUUAUCAAUGUCUCGAUUAUAAGUUUAAAAAGUGAUAGCUGGCAGCAAUUGACAAUUAACAGUUGUAUUUAUUUACAAAGUUGAAGGGAAAUACGGUUGGGUAUAAUUCUUUUAAUUGAAAAUCGGUGGUUUUAAUCGGGCUAUUUUAGGUAUGCAACUGUUUCUAAUUUGAAAUAUGUUCAAGAAUCUAAUUAUUUCAAAGUGGUUUUAAAAAUACCUAUUAUCUACGGAACGUAUCAGAUCAAACACUUACUGGAUUUAAAAGGUAUUUCAAACCAAUAUAAAGGGAUAGUUAGAGCAAUUAUUUUAUUUUAACAAUAAAAAACUAUAAAUAGAACAUUUCAGUGCGUGUGCAGAGAAUAUGGAUUCCGGAUUUAUACUAGUCAUUUUUAAACUGUUUCUAGUAACAGAAAUUUGUAGUCAACAUUACCAUAGGGAACGGACUCAACUUUACCCCAUGUCCGAUAAGUGUGAAAUAGAUCGAACUCAUUUAGGUGACCAUAAGAUUGAUAUGAGGGACGGAACGGAGGUGCAAGGUAUGAAGGUAAAGUUUAAACGUUCGUGUCAUCUACGGGAUGUAGAUGAAUACCGCGGACUGAAAUAUGCCGAGCUUAAUCUUUCAGAUAAAAAGGCAAUACGAUUCCUUCCGAACAGAGACCUUGUCAGGCCAAAACUUAAGAAAGAUAAUAAAGAAAGAUUUGCAACUGAGUUUAAACCUGUUUGUCCUCAAAAACUUAUUGACGAAGUUAGAAAGUCAUGGAAUGGAAUACCUGAAAUAAUUCUCGAAAGGCUUGUAAAAAUUGGAAAGUUUACUGCUAAACAGAUAGAGGCAUGCCUAUGGCUGAACUUGUUUGUUCCAUUUAAAGAAUGGAAUGAGACUGAAAAACUUCCAGUGAUGAUAUUCAUCCAUGGCGAAUCUUACGAAGUUGGUACGGGCAAUGCGUAUGAUGGAAGCGUGCUGGCAAGCUAUGGUGGUGUUAUAGUUAUAACAGUUAACUAUAGGCUUGGAGUUUUAGGGUUUCUACGAACAGGAGACACAAAUGCCGUUGGAAAUUACGCACUCUGGGAUUUAGUUGCCAUCCUGUUUUGGGUUCAACAAAAUAUAGAUCGUUUUGGAGGGGACGCUGGGAGAGUUACAUUAUUUGGUCAUGGUCAUGGCGCUGCAUUAGUUAACUUUCUGUUGUUCACGAAAACUGCAAAAGAAAAAAAUUUAUUCAAUAACGUGAUUCUGCAGAGCGGCUCUGCAUUUAGUACUUGGGCAACAUCAAUCGACCCAGUCAGAUGUGCCAAUCUUCUAGCACGUAAUGUCAACUGCUCACACGCCGUCAAUAAAACAAAAGCACUCGUAGACUGCUUGAGGGAAAGAUCUGUAGAUGAACUUGUGAGAAGUGUCCCGAUGACACCUAAAUACUACACAUGCUUUGCCCCAAGCAUCACACAGGAAGAGGAAGGCGACUUUCCACGAGGGCAUACAUUAGAAUCACUUAUUGAAUCCGGAAAAACACGAUUUGCAAACACAAAAAUUAUGUUCGGUCUCACAAGAAAAGAGGCUUACUCCUAUCUGAAACAGGAAGAAAUAGAAAAAGGUAUUUCUGAAGCCAGAAAGAAACAGAUUCUAAGGACUUAUGUUCAAAAUGUUUACAAGUAUAACAGACAGAAGAUAUAUGAAAUAUUAAAUCUACAGUACACACAAUUUGACAGGCCAUCGGACAAUUACACACGACGAGACGAAAUCAUGGACCUUUUGAGCGAUGGACAAUACAAAGCUCCGCUUGUUAAAAUGGCACUAGAACAUGCUAAGACGGCCGAUACAUAUCUUUAUUCUUUUGCAUAUUCAACUCAGUCUGAGGACUUUGCGCAGUGGUCAGGAGGCGUUCAUGGUGACGAACUGCCGUAUAUAUUUGGUGCACCUUUGGUUGGAGGGGUUUCCCCCUUCCCGACUGCAUACACGCCACAGGAGAAAGAACUAAGUAAAUUUAUGAUGCGAAUGUGGACUAACUUUGCCAAAACUGGUGACCCAAAUUUACCUGAAUGGGAUAAUGCGGCACAGGACAGAGGGGAUUCAGUUUUCUUUACCGGCGAGAGAUGGCCAAAAUACAACGCCAGUUCACAGUCAUAUUUGCAUAUAGGUCGGAAAGGUUCCAAAGUAAAGGAUUUCUACCGUGGAAAAGAAACUGCGCUGUGGCUUAAUCUUAUUCCAAAGUGGAAUUUCCGAGAACCUAAUAGUUCAAAUGCGUCUCAUGAGCUGGAAGAUUCAGAGAAUAUGUCAACAUUCGACGAUCCAACUAGGCUGAUAAAUAAAUUCCUCACAAUAUUUCCAUCGCCACCACCUCCUCCAUUAACCCCACCAUUUUCACCGCAUCAGAGUGAUCCAGAGUAUGUGACACCCAAGGAUGACUUAGAUAACAUUACAUAUGACCUUAUUGAUUCGUCUGAUAAAUCUGACAAAAUAAGUAAGCAGCGUGCUACCCCAACAGCUGCCGGUCCAGUUGUUGGUAAGGCUGAUGAAAGUAAACGUGACGAUUCGUCAAAUAAUGUUCCUUUAAGUAUAGUCAUUGCUGUUGGGGCAGGAAUUUUGUUUAUAAAUAUAUUGAUAUCUGCAGUGACUUAUUUUCAAAGGAAGAGAAUUGCAAAAUUGCGAGAGGCGAAUGCGCAAAAUGUGAAUCACAAUAACGCGGGCAACAUGCCAGACAAUAGAAAUAGUAACGCCUAUCGUGGCAGAGGUGGUACGCCAGAGGCGGGAAAUCUUGUCAACACUUCAGAAAUGAAGCAGCAGCCUAAGGUAGCUUCAAUUAAUCAUAAACAAAUGACAGACAAUUCACCACCGGUUUAUACUGCCAUAUCAAAGCCCGUGGUGCCUCCACAGGGUCCUGGAGGAUAUACGUACAGUGCAUUAUCUCAAAAGACCUCAUCACCUAUGCAUUCUCAAAAUCAAACAACUUCAUUUACAAACGUUAAUCCGUCAGUUGGGCCGCCAUCUGAAAGUGGUGGAAGCCAAGCCUCGUCUCGAGGCAGUGAUAAUAUAAAUAGACCUCAUGGACAUAGUAUGACCCCAGACCGACCGUCUCCAAAAGUAGAUCCAAGAACGAAACAUAUAGGUCGUGCUGGCCAACAAGUGACAUCGAAUAACGCCAUAACUAUAGUAUAGCGUUCACAGAGAAAUCUGUUUGUCUUAGAAAUUGUUCUGGUUGUUUGUUUGAUAAAAUGCACAUUUAAGCAUAUCAUUUGUUCCUAUAGAUAACACUGUAAUACUUAUGUUUUAGCACAUUUAUUCAAAAAGAUGUAAAACCUAACAUUUCAUAUUUUCUCUUUACUUUUAUCAAUAUAUGUUUAGCAUACUAAUGUUCCUAUAAGAAAACAUGUAUUAUUUUAUUUAUAUAGAUUUAUACCGUUAUUUUUAUUGACACCUAAAGAUAUUUCUGUCUCGAUGGAAUAUUUUUUUCAAAACUACAUGAAAACUCGAGUUAUCUGGAAACUUAACCUGACUGUUAUUUUGUUGAUUAUUUAAAUGUACAUGUAAAUGUUUAAGUCAUGCUUAGCAUCCUUUAUUUCUCGUCCUCAGCAUUGAAGGAAAAAGCUCCACAGUUACGUUCUGCUAAGAAUGUCAUUUUUUUAACAAGUUGUACAUAAUGGGCUAAUUUGAGAAAAAUACCUGAAGGUUUUAAACAGUUGGCUAUAAAAAUAAAUAAAUUGUGCUAAAAAUAAAUAAUCAAUUGCAGAGGGAUGAUACUUCAAAUCCAUAAUGAAAUAAAUAUAUUUUUAAAUAGUCUAAACGGAGGAUCAUAUGGAUUUAGCAUGGCGUUUACUGGAUUUUGAAAAUAAAAACGAGGUUUAAUAAACCAGAUGUGAUUCAGUUAUGAUUUAAAUCAGAGCAUCACACGUUAUUAGCGCUUCAAAUUCAUUGCUAACAUAUUAUAAAAUUUUAUUUAAAAGCGCUUUUUUGUAUAUGAAUACACGUAUACAUUUAUGUUUAUUACAUUUAUUUUGGAUAAAAUUUCUAUAAAUCGUUGCUAAACUAACAACUUCAAUAGUCAUGUGUUCAUCGCGCAGUUUACUUGAAUGCAUAGUUACUGUGUAAAUAAAUGAGCCGCGUCAUGACAAAACCAACAAUAAUGGGUUUGCGACCAGCAUGGAUCCAGACCAGCCGGCGCAUCCGCGCAGUCUGAUCAGGAUCCAUGCUGUUCGCUAUCAGUUUCUCUACUUGUAAUAGAGUUGGUAAGCGAACAGCAGGGAUCCUGAUCAGACUGCGCGGAUGCGCAGGCUGGACUGGAUCCAUGCUGGUCGCAAACGCACUAUGUUGGUUUUGUCAUGACGCGGUUCAAAUGGUCUUUUACAUUCCCUUACGAGAUUUUAUCCUCUGUCUAUAGAAAUGUCAUAAGCUGAUCUGAAGUAGAUGUUUCUCACGGACGACAUUAAGGCAAAAAUCAAAACAAACAUACAAUAUUUGAUAAUUAGAUUCACUGUCGAUUAUGUUUUAUGUGUUUGGAACAUUUGUAUGACUUUGCAGAGAUUGUAUUCUUUGGUGCAGUUCGACAAUAAAAGAUACGUGUUUAAGAGGCAAUUUUGCCUUGGUCAUAUUAUAAAAUGGACAAACGACUACCGAGUAGAUAAGCUAUGUGAUUGACAAUUAAGUAAUUGAUAUAUGCUGAUAUAUUAUUUUUUUUGAUACAUUUUAAUCAAAUCAUGUAAAUACCAUAAUUUUAUUAGCACACGUGUUGAAUGAAUAAAUAUUACGCCAGUUGCCUUUUAUAUGGCUUAUUCAGAAAAAAGAAUUACGAACAAACAGAUACGUGUUACAUAUUACAUAUGAUCACUGAGACAAAUGGAGGAGUGUUCGCCUUAUUGGACGAAAGGACGGAGCAAAUCGCUAGUUGUUUGUCCAUUAUAUCAUUUCCCGAAUUGUGCAAAAUAUAAUGAAAUACUUACGAUAAGUUAUAUCCCUUUAGUCCAGUCGAUAUAGGAGCUUGCUGUAUAUCACACAGUUUUUAAGCGUAUUCCUGUAAUGUCUGUUUUGAACCAUAAAGUAUUCAAUCUUUGUAAACAGGUAAAACAUUCAUCCAUUUCUUUGAAAAGUGUGCACAUUUAUUCCUUAAAAUAUUUUUGUUUUCAUUCUCUCAAAAUUGGAUGUAUAUUUUCUUUUUAGAAUUAUUUUCUUACCUGUAUCAUAUUUUAUUUAUAAUAUAGCUAUUAAAUUGGGUAUGACGUUUUGUGAUAUAGAUAUUUUGUACAUGUAUAUCGUUUGUUUGGAGUGAACUUAUAUGUCAUUUUGAAGUAGAACUUUUAGAUGAUUGAUUCACUUUUUGUUCCAUUACACCAGCCCCAUUUUCGGGGUUUGACUUAAUCCAUGUAUCAUGUGUGUACAUUUUAAGAUGACUCGUGCAUAUUGACAAUCUUUCAAAUUUAGUAAAAAAAAUCUUUACAGUUAUUAAACUCAUUAUAGUCUGUAAAAUCUAGAUUCGUACAAAACGUUUAAACCAUAUGUAUGAUAAUGGUUUAUAUCACGGAGGAGGAACUGUUACACGAAGGAUGGAGUUCUUAUGAUAUCAUUAUGGUAUCAUAAUAACUCCAUCCCUCGUGCAACAGUUCCUUCUUCGUGUGUAUCAUUCAUUCAACUGAUGGCAUUUGAAAGUUUAUAUCAUUACGAAAUAGAUAAUGUUGAAUAAUAACACAGUCACACGUCCAUUUUUGUAAUAGAAUUUUCAUGUAGGUUUUGAGUACUGCUCAAACAUUUGCUACGAAAUUUGACAGAUAUUGCACGUUUCAUUAUCUUUCAUGAAGAGACGCAUUCAAACAAACCAACAUUUGCAAUUUUCACCUACUUUAUGUUAGUAUUUCAUUGGUCUCGAGGGGCGUACUAUUUUCCAGAAUUCCAUAUGAUCUACGAGUUUCAUUUAACAUGUUAAAGGAAGUAUAUUAAAACUUUAAUGAAUCUAUCAAGGAAGCCUUCGUUUCGACCUGAAACUAACUGGCAGUGAGAAAGAUUGAAUUGGUCUUACUCUCUCACUGAAUUUAUCUUAUCAAGAGGAAUGUGCCUUUUGUAUAAAUUUUCUCUAAAUUAUCAUGUUUAUUGAUUAAAAUAUAAGUUCUACAUCAGCAUUUUUGAACAUUUUUCUGAAUUAAUCAAUUAACAACUGUUCGAUAAUUUUUAAUAUAAUUGUUCGAAAUGAUGUACUUUUGAAAAUAUAAUAGUAAAACGCUAUUGCUUCAUACAUAUAAACUUAUAUGAUUUCAAAACUUUUUUUCUUAAAUUGUAUGAUAAUAUGUCUAUAACUCUGAUUUUUUCGAUAACAAUCCUGUCAAUUUUAAUGUAAUUUUCAAUUUUAUCUGCUAUUGUUUUGUAUAGGAAAGAUACUUUCUUUCAUGAAUAUCCUUAAUCAAUGUAUUUAUUUCCUUUUGUAUUUUGACUCUCAGCAUAUUAACUUUACAAUGCAUAGCAUUCGAUAUCUCAAAUAUUCAGAUAAGGUUUCGAUUUAUUUUCUGUCAUGUAAUGAAAUUGAGUAAUUUAAAUAGAAAUCUGUUUGUUUGAUUGUUUUUUUUUAAUCUUAUAUUCAUAUACUUUGACAUAUUUACAUACGUAAGCUAUUUAUCAUUUUACAUAUUUUGACCUCAAUCUCGUUUGCGUUUUCUAAAUUUAUUGUAAUAUAUGUUCUCGUAUAAUUUAAUUUAAAUGUAUAUUUUAUAGACUAAGUGGUAAUGCAUUAUUCAUCAUAUAAACGGGUCAUUCUUGAACUCGAAAAUCCAGCUCAGUUCUUCGAUUUCAGAACAUACAAUACGUCAUUUUUUGUCAUCACACUCCGAUGCACUUAAGGUCAUGUCAAAAAACAAACGUGGCUACAAUAAUUGUAAGAUGCCUAUUAAAUCAAUGUCAUGACCAUGUUAAUAAUUAUGUUCUAUUUGUGUUACUAAUUUAUGAAUUUCUUUAGACCCUGAAAAUUUUUUAAUCAAUUUAUUUUUAUAACCAAAAGGUAAUUGUCAAUUUUGCGGGAUUGUAUGGUUUGACAGAAUAAUUAAAGAUCGUGUUAAAUAGAAUUAGUAAGAUUUUAUGUAAAGCUGGAUACUACGGUAUGGAAUAAAUGAUAUUGAAUGGCUAAGAUUUCUUUGCUCAUUGUGAUCAUUGUAUUUAGAAAAAACAAAAAGAGGAAAAGCUACGAUUUUAUAAACAUGUUUCCCAUGUCAAAUUUGGUAAAUUUAAAUGCAUAUAAUAUGUAGCUCAUAGCAUAUCCACUUGUACAUACUUUCAUAUUUAAUUCUUCACAUCUUUAUCAAUUAUCAUAUUUGUCAUGUUAUAUAGAGAACUUUACAACAUGUUUUGAAAAUAAAACAAAAUGUGAAAUAA